This is a messenger RNA of Pecten maximus, 1148 nucleotides long. RefSeq names its product PI-PLC X domain-containing protein 3-like. The transcript is spliced from 2 exons. Gene Ontology annotation, biological process: lipid metabolic process. The coding region runs from base 56 to 991 and encodes 311 amino acids. Gene Ontology annotation, molecular function: phosphoric diester hydrolase activity. The record is from RefSeq and is a predicted model, not a curated record. NCBI's taxonomy places the organism in Eukaryota, Metazoa, Mollusca, Bivalvia, Pectinida, Pectinidae.
GGGAGAUCACUCCAUAGUCUAUGUCACAGAGUUGACGUUUUGCAAACCUCUGAUUAUGGCAGGUGUGAAGCUUAAUUACAAGUUAGCAGACUGGAUGUCACACCUUCCAGUGAGUUCUGUACAGACACCAUUAAAUCUACUGGCCAUCCCAGGCUCCCACAACACGUUCAGUUACUCCAUCUCUCCAUCUGGAGAUGUGGGGCCUGACCAACCACAAUGGAUACAGGACCUUACCCGUAUGUUUGGUACAGCUGGUAAAGACACACUGUGUCGCUGGGCUCUCACACAGAACCUUAACGUGUCUCAACAACUCGAGCAAGGAAUACGCUAUCUUGACUGUCGUGUCUGCUGGUUCUCAAAAACACAAGAUUUCCACUUCCUGCAUGGACUUAUUGGAGCGAAAGCGGCAACUGGUUUAGAUGAAGUCAGUGCAUUCCUAGUUAAACACCCCAAAGAAGUGAUUAUUUUGGAUUUCUCUCAUUUUUACUCUAUGUCUAAUACAGAUCAUGUUAACCUUCUCACAAUGUUGACAGACAAAUUUGGCAGCAAGAUGUGCCCCUAUAUAGAUAUGGAAAGUGUGACGCUGGAGAUGAUGUGGGAACAUGGACUGCAGGUCCUUAUCAUCUAUCAAAACGACAUUGUCAAGGAACACCUGACCUUUUGGCCUCGGACAACAAUCAGGUCUCCCUGGGCGAACACGUCAAGCAUUCCCGAUCUUAUGUCGUUCAUGGAUAACCAGUAUAAAAGUGGGAGAACUGACAAUGUGUUCUUUGGUUGGCAGGGUGUCGUUACACCAGGAAUGGCCACCAUUGUCUCCAACUUUGGUAGUAGCCUUAAAGAUACACUUGCUAUAAAAUUAGCACCAUUUUUUGUCAGCUGGCUUAAAGAUAAGAAAACUGGUUGUCAUGGAAUCAGUAUCUGCACCAUGGACUUCAUAGAGCAAGCCAACUACGUAUCAACUUUGAUAGAACUGAAUUACAAUGCAUGUUAAAUUCUGUAUGCUUUCUCAGAUACUGCUACAGUGAGUAUUGUGAUAGAAGGUUGUUACAAAGAUGUUGUGUAUAUAUAAUAGUUCACUAAGUGAUCAAUUUAUAUUAUAGGUAACAAAUUCUCUCUCGAGAUCAGUGUAUCAUAGGUAACAAAUUCUC